AUUCAAAUGUCUAAGGGUAUUAUCUAUGAGUUGUUAUUUCAUUACUGAACUCCCAGAAUCCAUUGGGAAUUUGAGACUUUUAAGAUACCUUGAUCUUUCUUAUACUAGAAUCAAGAGCCUUCCUGAAUCUUUGAAUGUUCUAUACAAUCUACAAACACUUUUAUUAUGUGACUGUGCUGAUCUUAAUAACUUGCCAGCUAAUAUUGGAAAAUUGAUUAAUUUGCGGCACCUUGACAUCAGUGGAAGUGGGAUACAAGCAAUGCCAAUUGGAGUAGAAAAUUUGGUUAGCCUACGAUCAUUACCUGAAUUUGUUUUGGGUAACGUUGGUCCUCGUGGAAGUGCAACACAAGAGAUGCCAAUAGGAGUGGAUAAUGUUGUCACCCCUCCAUUUCUACCUGAAUUUGGCUUGGGCAUUGUUGGUUCUCGCAUUGAUGGAUUAAGAAACUUGUCGCAUCUUCAGGGUUCACUUUCACUAUCAGGGUUAGAGAAUGUGGACAAUUUGUGGGAUGCCAAAAAUGCAAACUUAAAAGGGAAGCAAAAACUUACCACAUUGGUGAUGGAGUGGAGCAGCACCUUAAGUGAGUUGCAAAAUGAUAGAGUUGCAACAGAUGUCCUUGAGAUGUUACAACCCCACCAAAAUCUAGAAAAGUUGACAAUUAAGGGAUACAAUGGUAGAAAGUUUCCAACUUGGAUUGGGGACCCUUCAUUCUCUAAGUUGGAGUGUCUGAGUGUAACUGACUGUAAAAGAUGCAGAUCUUUACCUCCACUUGGAUCUCUACUUUCACUCAAGCAUCUCUAUAUUAAAGGUAUGGAUGCAGUAAAGAGUAUUGGUGCUGAGUUUUAUGGGUAUAGCAGUUCUUCUUCAAAAACUUUUGCAUCACUAGAGACUCUAACAUUUGAGGAGAUGAUGGAAUGGGAGGAGUGGCUCUUACCUACUAGUGAUGGCCAUAUGGAAGCAUUUCCCAGUCUCCAGGAACUUCAAAUUGAGAAGUGUCCAAAACUGCGACAGCAAUUACCUCAGCAACUACCUUCAUUGGUAAAGCUACACUUAACCGAAUGUGAGCAGUUAUCUGUUUCACUUCCUCAGAUUCCACGACUGAAGAUUUUGAACUUAAGAGGCUGUAACUAUAUGCUACUUAGCAGUAAUCUUGCAAUCAACUGUCUUGCUUCAUUUGAGCUUCACAACAUUUCAAGUCUGAAGCAUCUACCAGAGUGGUUGCUGCAAUAUAUGCCUACACUUAAGUGGUUGGUCAUUGUUGAUUGUUCUGACUUUGUACAUCUGGCAAGAUGCAAGAACGAUAUGCAAUAUUUAACGUCUCUUCAGCAUCUUGUGAUUCGUAAUUGUUCUAUGUUGGUAUCAUUGUUUGAGGAAGAACAGCCGCUGCCUCAGAAACUUGAAUACUUGGAAUUGGACUCCUGCCAUAGUCUGAAGAAGCUACCACAUGCAUUGCAUAGCCUCACAGCUCUACAAGAACUGAUUAUUACAGAUUGUCCAAGACUUGAGUUGGUUCCUGGGACCACAUUCCCUUCUAAUCUGCAAGGCCUGGUGCUCCGAGGAUGUGGUCUAGACUUGUUACCUGAACCAAUGAUAAACAAUAUCACAUCCCUCGAGUACUUGUGUAUUGGGGGGUGUUUAGUUCUUUCUUCAUUUCCAGGAGAAGGGAGGCAAGUUCCAACUACUUUCAAGCAACUCACAAUUGAUCAGUGUCCCAAUCUUGAGUUUCUUCCUGAAGGGAUUACACAUAGUAGCAACAUAUCCCUUGAACUGCUAGAGAUUUUCGACUGCCCUUCUAUCACAUCCUUCCCAGCUGGCCAUUUGCCUGCCACAUUAAAAGUACUUACUAUUUGGAAUUGCUGUAAUCUGGAGUCACUAGAAGAUAUUGCAACUGAUUCAAUGUCUCUUGAAUCUCUUCGGAUUGGUAACUGUACAAAUCUCAUUUUCUUACCCAAAUGCCUAAACAAGCUUGGAUGUCUUGACUAUUUGGAAAUUGAUGGUUGUCCGGGGAUUGUCUCAUUUCCCCAAGGUGGACUUCCUUCCCGCAGCCUCAAAAAGUUGCAUAUACUUGAUUGUGAGAAUCUUAUGUUCCUGCCAGAGUUGAUGUUAAGCCUCACAUCUUUGAAAGAACUGAAGCUGUCCAAUUGUCCUAGCAUCGCCUCCUUGCCAGACGGUGGUUUUCCAAUUAACCUUGUCUCACUAGAAGUCAAGGAUUGUGAGAACAUUACACCAUUGUCCAAAUGGGGUUUGCAUAGACUAGCAUCACUUGAGAAACUCAAGAUACAUGGUGGGUUCUUGGAUGUUGUUUUCCCUGAGUGGUUGCUUCCUUCUACUUUAGACACUCUUCACGUUGGAAACUUACCUAAGCUCAAGUCCCUUUCUCCUUGGUUGCAACAUCUUUCUUCUCUAGAGGAACUAAAGAUCAUGGAAUGCCAUGAGCUCUUUAACUUGCCAAAAGAGGGAGUACCACCAAUGCUUUCUUUCCUAGAGAUCAGAGGAUGUCCUAAGCUGCAGCAGACCUGUGAAAAGAAUUGGUCCGAGAUCGACCACAUUCCCUGCAUUUCGAAUCAUUUGUGAUGCAGACAGUGCACAAUAUAAGCUGGUGGAGAGAAGUUUCCUGGCUCUUUAAGUCUGAAGAAUUGAAUGACUAGAGUGCUCUUUCAAACCCAAAAUCCAGUUAAAGAAAGUUUAAUGUAACUGCCAAGUAAUUUCGGAUAAAUAGCUCAUUCAUUCUGACCAAGUUCCUUCCCUGAAAAACACGUAUGCCUAUUAAGGUGUUGACUGCAAACUCUGUCAUCAGUAAAUGUCUGGUCUUGCAGUGAGGGUUGUCUUAAGGUGGUAUUUUUUUCCAUCAUCUCAAGCCUUGUCCCCUAUUCGCCAUCCUAUGGAAAGGCUUCAGUACUCUCAAACCUGAACUAGGCUUCAGUAUUCCCAAACAUGAACUUCAGUUCCUAGAUUUUGGUAUAGACAUGCAGUUCCCAAGGGAUGAACAGGAUGCCUUGGUUUCAAAUCUUCAUUUUACACAGCUACCAAAUCUGCACGGUGCAGGAUUGUGUAUUGUGCUCACCAAAGAAUACAUCCAGGAAAUAGUUUUGAGUUCUGAAUUUCUUUUCUUCGAUAUACUGGUAGAACUAUCAAGUAUCUUGAAUUGUCAACUACUGAACAGAGAUAACAUGGCCAAUUUUUUUCUUACAUUUGAGUGUGUCAAUUUUAAUCCUUUGUCAAUACUA
Molecule: messenger RNA, 3225 nt
Organism: Coffea arabica (coffee)
Lineage: Eukaryota; Viridiplantae; Streptophyta; Magnoliopsida; Gentianales; Rubiaceae
Source: RefSeq, a predicted model, not a curated record